AUGGUUUCUCAUCGCUUUCUGUGGAUGCUCCUGGUGCCAUUGGUACCUGGGGCGGCGGGGCAGGACCAGGUCCCGCUCAGCAACGAGAUGAGGUUGAUUGCCUGUGCCAAGUCUCCAGAGAUCUCCAGGCACCUAACGGCAGAGUGGGAAGCAGCGCAAUCCUCAGCCAACCUCCCCAUGGCCUGGAUCGAGGACGCCGCCGAGGACCACUGCGCAGACGCGCCAGCGACCGCCUACCCCUCCGUCAAGCUCUUGCGCGACGGCGGGCCGGCGGUUGACUACCUAGGUCCUAUAACGAGCGACGAAAUUCUACGUUUCAGCGACCGCGCCCGACGGCCUCAAGUCUCCAGCGUCUCAAUCGAGGAAGCCGAGUCCUUUGGCAAUAGCGACGUUUUUGUCUGUGUAGCUCACCUCGGUCCAGAUGAGCCGGCGCUCCGGCGGGCCUUUGAGGCCGUAGCGCAGAAGCACUGGGCCGAGUUCACCUUUGGCAUCGUCGAUACGCCAACAUCCGCGGACGCCAAGGUCGUGUGCCGCAAACGCGACGACGAGAGCACGCACACGCGGAGCGCGGCAGACGGGCUCGAGGGCUGGGUCCUGGAAGUGUCCAGGCCCGUCAUCGCGGAGCUGACGCCCUUGAACCACCAGCGAUUCGUCGACCGCGCCUGGCCAAUCGUCUACAUCUUCUCGCCCUCCCCGCAAACCCGCGCCUCCAUCCGCGCAGACCUCCACGACUUUGCAAAGAAGCAGUACGCCUCCCUGACACCCGUCACAGUCGACCCGAACCGCUUCCCCGACCUCCCCGCCAAGCUCGGCCUCGGCCCCGACGUCGCCGAAGACGCGUACCCCGUCGGCGCGGUCCACCAGGUCUCUAACGGGAGGAUCUACCCGUACCCCAAGGGCAAGGCUUUUACGCCGCGCGAGCUGCAGGGGUGGGGGCUGGACGUGUGGCAGGGACGGGUCAAGCCGUGGACGCCGCCGGGGCAGGAGGCUGUGGACGACAAGGCUGGGUCGGUGAAGAGUAACGUGAGGGUUCUGAGCUCGCAUAAUCUCAAGGUGGAGAACAUUCCGGGGCUGAAGAUCAAGAUUGGCGGGCGGGAGCGGGAUGAAUUGUAG
Molecule: messenger RNA, 1113 nt
Organism: Colletotrichum costaricense
Lineage: Eukaryota; Fungi; Ascomycota; Sordariomycetes; Glomerellales; Glomerellaceae
Exons: 5
Coding region: 1-1113 (370 amino acids)
Biological process (GO): response to endoplasmic reticulum stress; protein folding
Cellular component (GO): endoplasmic reticulum
Molecular function (GO): protein disulfide isomerase activity
Source: RefSeq, a predicted model, not a curated record